UGAAAACUUCGGUUUCCGAAUAUAUUCGCCGUAUCGGCGGGAGUGGAAAAGAAACUCGCCUUUGUACCGUUUCCCUCUGGUUUCCCUGUUCCUCUUCUUUCUUUAUUUUCCCUCUGCUUCGCCCCCCGCAGGAGAGCAGAGUCCGAGAACGCAACAGGGCUCUCGCCUCAAUCUCUCCCGUUUUUCUUCAAUCAACCGUUCUGUUGCACUGCUUGGAGUGAAGUUUUCAAGAGGGUAUAUUGUCGAAGGAGAGGAUAAUGGGGUAUAUUGGGGCACAUGGAGUGGCAGCCUUGCACAGGUAUAAGUACAGUGGUGUGGAUAACUCAUUGCUUGCGAAGUAUGUCUUCCAGCCCCUUUGGAGUCACUGUGUCAACUUCUUUCCUCUGUGGAUGCCACCCAAUGGGAUCACCCUUAUGGGAUUUCUUUUCUUAAUUUCCUCUGCAUUCCUUGGUUAUAUUUAUUCUCCUCGUUUGGAUUCACCUCCGCCAAGAUGGGUUCAUUUUGCGCAUGGACUAUUUUUAUUUCUCUAUCAGACUUUUGAUGCUGUUGAUGGGAAACAAGCACGACGAACGAGUUCCUCCAGUCCACUAGGGGAGCUCUUUGAUCACGGAUGUGAUGCACUUGCAUGUGCGUGUGAAGCCUUGGCAUUUGGGAGCACUGCAAUGUGUGGCAGAAUGACAUUCUGGUUUUGGGUUAUCUCAGCUGUCACUUUUUAUGGUGCAACAUGGGAACACUAUUUCACCAACAGUCUUCUUCUGCCGGCAAUUAAUGGUCCUACGGAAGGUCUCAUGCUCAUUUAUAUGGGCCACUUUUUCACCUUUUUUGUUGGUGCCGAGUGGUGGGCUCAGAAUUUUGGGCAGUCAAUUCCCCUUUUCAGUUGGGUGCCAAUUAUAAAUGAAGUUCCUACAUAUGGAGCUGUGUUAUUCCUGAUGACAGUUUUUGGUGUCAUACCAACUGUUUCAUCCAACAUCUCAAAUGUUCACAAGGUAGUGCAGGCAAGAAAAGGAAGCAUGUUGCUUGCCGUGGCUAUGCUUUACCCUUUCUUUGUGCUUUUGGGUGGAGUCCUAGCAUGGGAUUAUUUGUCUACUAACAAUUUGAUAGCAAGUUAUCCCCAUCUAGUUAUAAUGGGAACUGGACUUGCAUUUGGGUUCCUUGUGGGAAGAAUGAUUUUAGCUCAUCUGUGUGAUGAACCCAAAGGAUUGAAAACUAACAUGUGUAUGUCUCUGCUCUAUCUUCCACUCGCCAUCGCAAAUUCUCUCACUGCAAAAUUGAAUGAUGGGGUUCCGUUGGUUGACGAGUUCUGGGUACUUCUUGGAUAUUGUGCAUUCACAGUGACGCUCUAUUUACAUUUUGCCACGUCUGUCGUUCACGAGAUCACUACAGCCUUGGGAAUCUAUUGCUUCAGGAUUGCUAGGAAAGAAGCUUAAAAUUUCGGAUUUGCAGCUUUCAGAUGCUUAUAAUGUUUGGUGGUGAUGAUUCCUCGACAGCGAACUCCGUGUUUGGGACCCUCUAUUGUGCUAACCGAUGCAGAAGAGGUUCUGCAACAUUGGGCAGGAUUUGGUUCAUGAUUUUUGUAGGACUGUGACAGUAGAUGGGCAAUAGAUUUAUUUCUCGUUUUGUCCGUAAAACUAUACCAUUGGUAUUGUUAUUUUAACUGUUACUCUUGCUAAAAAGAAGAGGUUUGGUAUCAGAGAAUUCUAAGUUCCAUUCUUAUGGCUCUGUAGAUUUGUAUUAUUUUUCAGAUUUGAGUGGUUUGGUUGAUGUCUUGCAGUAAUGUCAGUUUUUUGUUAUAAAUACAUUAGAUCUUGUUGGAAGACGACCUGGCUGGUUGGUCCUA
This is a messenger RNA of Punica granatum (pomegranate), 1837 nucleotides long. The record is from RefSeq and is a predicted model, not a curated record. NCBI's taxonomy places the organism in Eukaryota, Viridiplantae, Streptophyta, Magnoliopsida, Myrtales, Lythraceae.